GGGUUGUUUAUCUCGUUCUGUAUCAUCCACUUCUUGUGUUAAUGUUAUGGAGUUACUUCAAAGCUACACUAACUUCACCUGGAUACUCUACCGAUCCACCGAUAGCUGGCUCAACAGGUUCACAUCAAUCAAUUUCCUAUCAUUCCGUGGAACAGCGCAGAUCUAACUCUGCUCAAAAUAGUAUUGAUAGUAAUUCACCAAUUCACUACGAUGACAUAGAAAAUAGAGAUAGUUCAUUCGACAUUCCUGUCACCAAAUCCAAUACCAUUAUCUUGGAUGAAAAUGGAAAUCCUAUAUCCGUGGGGUUAAACAACUGUAUAGGAUUUCGCAAUCAUAAGUACUUCUACUUAUUUGUCGUGUGGGGUACUAUAUAUUGUUUCUUCGUGACAUUUGCCACUCUUCCACCUACAAUUCAAUAUGCUCAAUCUUCUUAUGAG
Molecule: messenger RNA, 437 nt
Organism: Racocetra persica
Lineage: Eukaryota; Fungi; Glomeromycota; Glomeromycetes; Diversisporales; Gigasporaceae
Source: the annotation of a GenBank genome assembly